CUAUUAGAAAAACCGACUAAACCAUCAAAGAAAAGCAAAACCACCACUUUUCGAAUAACAGUAGAUUCAACGACACCGAAUGGAAUAAUAGUAUAUUAACUACACAACACCAUUCUUGCCAUUGAUUAAGUUUUUGUUAACAUAAAAACAAAAUACAUGUUACUGGAUAAUUGUUUUCUUAUCCACCAAGGCACAGCACAUGGUUUUUUCCACUUUCCAAAACAACCAAACUAAGCACUAUUAAAACCCUUCAUAAACCUCUUCACUUCACAUGAACAAAAACUCAUAAUCACAAAAAAUAUCAAACUCAAUGGAAACUGAAACUGAAACUCCAAACGGCUCAACGCCUUGUCCAACCUCGGCUCCAUCGGCUAUCCCUCUCCGUCCUUCCUCAUGUGACGGCACGAUGGGACGCCACUUAGCUCGGCGGUUGGUUGAGAUCGGCGUCCGCGAUGUCUUCUCUGUUCCCGGAGACUUCAAUUUAACUCUUCUUGACCAUCUGAUCGCUGAGCCGGAGCUUAAUCUUGUCGGCUGCUGUAACGAGCUUAACGCUGGUUAUGCUGCUGACGGUUACGCGCGUGCUAAAGGCGUCGGCGCGUGUGUUGUUACUUUCACCGUUGGUGGACUUAGUAUCCUCAACGCCAUCGCCGGAGCUUACAGUGAGAACCUUCCGGUGAUUUGUAUAGUUGGAGGACCUAAUUCUAAUGACUAUGGUACCAACCGAAUCCUUCAUCACACUAUUGGAUUACCUGAUUUUUCUCAGGAGCUUCAGUGCUUUCAGACGAUCACAUGUUUUCAGGCUGUGGUGAAUAACUUGGAUGAUGCACAUGAACUUAUUGAUACUGCAAUUUCUACUGCUUUGAAAGAAAGCAAGCCUGUUUAUAUAAGCAUAGGUUGUAAUCUUCCUGCAAUUCCUCAUCCAACUUUUGCUAGGGACCCUGUUCCAUUUUUUCUUGCACCAAGGGUAAGCAAUCAAGCAGGGUUAGAAGCUGCGGUGGAAGAAGCCGCUGCUUUUUUGAACAAAGCUGUGAAGCCAGUUAUUGUGGGUGGACCAAAACUAAGGGUUGCAAAAGCACAAAAGGCUUUCAUGGAGUUUGCAGAAGCUAGUGGAUAUCCAAUAGCUGUUAUGCCCUCUGGUAAAGGACUUGUACCAGAAAAUCAUCCACAUUUCAUCGGAACAUACUGGGGUGCUGUUAGUACUAGCUAUUGUGGGGAGAUAGUGGAGUCUGCUGAUGCAUAUGUUUUCGUUGGUCCCAUCUUCAACGACUAUAGCUCCGUUGGUUACUCAUUGUUGAUCAAAAAGGAGAAAUCCUUAAUAGUACAGCCUAAUCGGGUGACCAUUGGCAAUGGUCUUUCAUUGGGAUGGGUUUUCAUGGCUGAUUUCUUAACUGCAUUGGCCAAAAAGGUGAAGACUAACACUACAGCUGUGGAGAAUUACCGUCGUAUCUAUGUUCCUCCAGGCAUUCCUCUUAAGCGAGAGAAAGAUGAACCUCUUAGAGUUAAUGUCCUAUUCAAGCACAUUCAGGCACUAAUUAGUGGAGAUACUGCUGUAAUAGCUGAAACUGGAGAUUCAUGGUUUAACUGUCAGAAGCUUCGUCUUCCUGAGAAUUGCGGUUAUGAAUUCCAGAUGCAGUAUGGAUCAAUCGGUUGGUCAGUAGGUGCUACUCUUGGAUAUGCACAGGCUGCAACAGAUAAGCGUGUCAUUGCGUGCAUAGGCGAUGGAAGUUUUCAGGUGACAGCACAAGAUAUUUCAACAAUGAUCCGUUGUGGACAAAGAAGCAUCAUCUUUCUGAUUAACAACGGAGGUUAUACAAUUGAAGUUGAGAUUCACGAUGGCCCGUAUAAUGUGAUCAAGAAUUGGGACUAUACCGGCUUUGUGAGUGCUAUCCAUAACGGACAAGGGAAAUGCUGGACUGCGAAGGUACGUACAGAGGAAGAUUUGACAGAAGCAAUUGCAACAGCUACUGGAGCAGAGAAAGAUUCACUAUGUUUUAUAGAAGUUUUUGCACAUAAGGAUGAUACCAGCAAAGAGUUGCUAGAAUGGGGAUCUCGUGUUGCUGCUGCUAAUAGUCGUCCUCCUAAUCCCCAAUAGAAAAUCAAUUCAUAAUAUUGUAUACUUUGGUGUACUAGAUUUGUUGUUGAGGACAUGUGUAUGAUAAAUGCUGACAAAAAUGAAAAUAAGUUGGAGUAAAUGCUUGUUGUUGAGCUUUGUUGAAAUCAUGAACUGAUGUACCUCUUUACUCAUAGCAUUGAUGACAUCCUGUUGUAUGUAACACUUGAAUUAUUACUAAUGAAGAUAUAUUAUCUAGAGAUUAAUUAUUA
Molecule: messenger RNA, 2322 nt
Organism: Lathyrus oleraceus (garden pea)
Lineage: Eukaryota; Viridiplantae; Streptophyta; Magnoliopsida; Fabales; Fabaceae
Source: RefSeq, a predicted model, not a curated record